AUUAGCAAUGGCUUUAGAAUAUGUGUUAUCUUCUGAAGACGAAAAUUUUAUAGAAAUAAAAAAUCGACGCCCGAAAAAAAUAAGAAGACGACCAUCAUAUUUUGAAGAAUUUGAUAAUAUUGAUUUUCAUGCGCGAUUUCGUUUAUCGAAGAAAUCUGUUACUAUAGUAUUAACAGAAAUUGAACAGGAAAUUUCUCAUAAAACAGAACAAAACCAUGCCAUAUCUCCAAUGAACCAACUCCUUCUAACAUUGAGAUUCUAUGCAACUGGGAAUCAUUUACUAUCAGUAGCAGAUUUUUCAGGAGUGAGCAAAACAAGUUCUCACAGAAUUAUUCAUCGAGUGACUAAUGCUAUUGCUCGUCUUCGACCAAGAUACAUAAAGUUUCCUAUGCUUGCUGAAGAAAUAAAGAGAGAACAAAUCAAGUUUUUCGAUAUUGCACGAUUCCCAAGAAUAAUAGGUUGCAUAGAUUGUACUCACAUAAAAAUACAAUCAUUUGGUAAGUAA
This is a messenger RNA of Cataglyphis hispanica, 505 nucleotides long. RefSeq names its product putative nuclease HARBI1. The transcript is spliced from 2 exons. Bases 8 to 505 code for a protein of 165 amino acids. NCBI's taxonomy places the organism in Eukaryota, Metazoa, Arthropoda, Insecta, Hymenoptera, Formicidae. The record is from RefSeq and is a predicted model, not a curated record.